Messenger RNA from Phalacrocorax carbo (great cormorant), 16747 nucleotides. The record is from RefSeq and is a predicted model, not a curated record. NCBI's taxonomy places the organism in Eukaryota, Metazoa, Chordata, Aves, Suliformes, Phalacrocoracidae.
GCUGAAUGCACUAGUCAACUACCAAUGUCCUGGCCUAGAUCAUGUUAGAUCAGUACUUGUGGUUACAGUUGGUUUAUGUAAAUGAGCCUUUGGGGUUAUUUCUGUACAGGAGGUGCCAAUAAUUGGUAUAAAUUGUCAGUAAAAACCAGGCAUUUCUCUUCACAAUGGAGUUUAAAAAAGACAAAAUGGGUAAAGUUUAUUGUAACAAGAAAGAUGUUAACAUGUCACAAAAAGACGACUCACGGUUCAGAAAGGCGUAUGUUUCAACUGCAGAAAAAUAUUUAAAAGGUGGGGCCUUUAGUGUAAGUGGAAAAGUAAUUAAAUAAAAAGGAGCUGGGAUGUCCUUUGACUGUCCCAAAUUAAGGUGAGAAUAUUACCUCUGUAUUUUAUACUACAAGUAAAUCUGUUGCCAGUCGUGCAUUAUAUCAGAGUCUGCAACCUAAUUUAUGCAUCUGAGGUGCCUCCCCCCCACCCCCAUGUCAGGUAAUAUCUACAAAAAUAGUUUUGUGGGUAGAAAAAUUUUGUAAGUAUUCCAAGAAGUGUGUGUGCGUGCAUGUGUAUUUUAGCCCUGGAUUCAUAAUUGUUUGCUGCUAACUCAGUGGAAAAAUGAUGAAGGAAAGAAAAUACAGGUUUUUUUCCUUCCAGAGUAGUAGUUUUGGUCAAUGGUUACUUGCAAAGGAUCGCCGCAGGGUCAAGAGAAACAUAAGUGGCCAUGUCUGGCCAUGGUUUGUCUUCCACAAUAGUCCUGUGAUUUCUUUGGCCCUCCUUUUUAGGCCGCAGAAACUUUGUUCAGUUGUUUGCUUGGGCUUUUUUUUUUAACAAAACAACAACAAAAAAAAACCACAAAAAAACCCAACACCUCAAUAGCAACAGAAUGUUCUGCUGUUGCUGUUUGCCUCACAGCCCUGCUGAAAUAUUUUUACAUAUUUCAAAACCUGUUUCGGUUUGCAUAGACAAAAUCUUAAUAUGUUCAGCUAGUUUUUAAUUUAAAAUCGUGUCUCAAAGCUGUUGGUGAGCACAUGUUCAGAAGCAGCACACACAUUUAUGUAUUUCUUUUAUUAGUGUCUGAAUGUAGUUUGAUUAGAUACGGAUUGUUUUAAUACCACACAUUCUGGGGAAUGUUAUGUCAUGCUACUGAUUUAAUUCUAAUCUAUUUACAGAAAUAUUAAGUACCAGUGUUCCCUACAUCUGGAAUGUCUUGGAAUGCUGCAUGAUCACUGGAUGGUCCAAUUGCUUGAGAGAUCAGUAAGACCUUGUGGGCUGGGACAUAGAGGAAAUAGCCGUAACUAUUAGAAAGCAGUAAGUUAUUGCAAAGAAAAGGCGUAGGAGAUAAUUACAGAACAAAACAUGGUAGUAGCAUCCAAUUUUACUGUGUGAUUGAUGACAACCUAACUUUUUGUGAAUACCCGAUUUUACAGUUUACAUGGCUGCUUCUAAAUAUUGCUAGAAUCGUUGCACACCUUCAGGACAUGGUUCUUUUGUGAAUAACUGUAUGUCCUGUGCCUAACUGACAAGCAGUACCCAUCACAAAAAGCUGGCCUUCCUCAGAAGAAACACAUAAGAAAGGAAAAAGUCUUCUCAAAUUUCAGCAUGAGACACGACAAAUAAGCAUGCUAAUCAUUACUCUUCCUUGUUUGCUUCCCAGGAUGGCUUAAGGGAAAGGGGGGUCAGGGGUUGCAUGUUUUCAUAUUCCUCGGGAAGGCUUGUCAAAGAUGGCUUUUGCCGGGUGCAGUUUUUGUUUCUCGGUGGCCGUUUGGCUCAGCCAUUUAUUUGUGAUGCGUGCUCCACUCUGUGGCAUGACCUCCCUCCAUGUGCUGGUGAGCUGUGGUUCCAAAUCUAAUACUGUUAGUAGGACCACGAAUAUCUCUUAACUACAAUUAUGAAGCUUCUUCAGGGCACUGUAGCACGUAGAGCCUGUUGUGCCCUGACUGACAUUGCUUUGUUUUUCCCCUUUAAGAGCCAAUAUUUAAAGAAAGCAACAAAUUACAUACAGUUUUGAACUGUAUAGUAACAAUCUCUAUUUGUGUUACACCAGUGACAUGCAGAAUUAGGCAGAAGGGAAGGCUCUGUCCUCAAGCGUAGCCGCUUAGUCGCACUGGUGCUUGUAUGAAUAUAACCAGGGCACUCAGCUUCCCACUACCCCAAGAUGCAUCAAAUAACUGAAGUAUUGACUAAUGUAGCUGCCUCAGCUUAUGCACCCAUUCCACUGUCCCUUGUUUCUUGUUCGCUUUGUCUUCCUUUGUCAUGUUGCUGACCCUAACAGCUGAAAUGGUUUGCCUUUAACAAGGCAGUGGCUUUCUUCAUAACUUGUUUUGUAAAUAAUGAAAAUAAAUGAAGCUAUGGAAAAUGGACUAACUUGCCACUAACAAAAUAAAGAUACUGAAGUCCUGGAUAUAUUUGUCCAUUUUCCAAAAAGUCUCAAGCACAUUAUUUUAACAUUUACAUUAAAUUAUUAUUUCCCUUAGUUUUAGGUAGUAUGUGAAACUAGAAGACAAAACUGGAAUCUUAAGCUUUUUAGAAAGGUGAAAAUACUGGCAUUUCUUUUAUAUGAAUCAGAUUGCUCUCCUUGUAACAGCUCCGCGCCUUAACGGCAUCCUGGCACGUUCCGUGCUCUCCACAACUCUGUUACUGCCCAGACUGUGUUGCCUUUGCUAUGCAAGUACAUUAGUAGAGAAGCCAAAAACCUAUUUGGACGCCUUCAUUUUGCUUCAUGGUCCUUGCAAGUAUUUAGUGAAUAGGUACAGCUUUCUGCUGGGGAAAAAAGGAAGGGUGGCUCCAAAGCCAGCUCUGUAAUGUAGCUGCCGUCCUAGCUGGUAUUCUCAGAUCUUCAGCCACAAUUGCCUUUUUUAUUUUGUUUGGGGUUUGGUUGGUUGGUUGGUUGGGGUUUUUUGUUUUGUUUUUGUUUCUCCCCCAGUGUAACGAAUACCCAAAGUAGGUAAGUUUCACUGGUUUUUUUACCUCUACUGCUGCAAUAUACCUGUGGGCAUUUAAGUCUAGACCUAGCACAUAUUGAGGGCAGAUCUGCCAACUGUUAAAUCGUCUAAUGCUGGCAGAGGAAUUUCCAAUGGAUAGUUGAAAUCCAAGGCAUUAAAAAGAAUCCAAAGAAUUUCUGACUGCGGACUGCUUGCAAACCCACAUUACAGUGUCUCCUGAGACUGCAGACAGCCUAGAACAAUGCUUGUACAGAUCAGUGUUAAGAGUCUUGUUGCUGAUGAAAGCAGAGAAGCCAGACGUUCCUGUUAGUAACAUCUGCACGGCCGGCUUGAAGAAGCACCUAGUUCUGGCAUCACCAGAGGAUGAAGCAUGGAAGAAUGCCACUGCUUUUAGUUGUCUUGCCCUCUGUUCUUUCAACAGGCAUGGGUUCAGUAAAAGCACCCUGCUGUCAUCCAGUUGUUUUUUCAAUUUCUAUCAGAAAUAUGAGAGCUGAAAAUGGUUCUCUCUGUUACCUUCAGAAACAUACAGAAACAGUGUUAACACAUCUGGUUAGAUCCUAGACUAACAGUUUAAACCAUUUUGAGCCCAGAGAGUCAGAUCCUAAUGCGUCAGUGAAUUUUGUUAGUGAAUUGCUUUUUUUUCCCUGUCACUUUUUAGCCUCCAGUAGUGCCAUAAUUUAACAAACUCUGCUCAUUGUUGACCUCUAGCUCUGUUUACUAACCUGAAAGUGAUCACAGAAUUUGAGAGUAUUCAUUCUCAUAUUCCACCACUCCCUUGAGAAGGAAUAGGAGAGAGAGAUAAGGCAAUCCUGUCAAAUAUACACAGUGCUGGCAAGAGAAGAGCUAUCUGGAAGGUAUGCACACAUGCUGUUUAAAUUGAAAUUAAUAAAGUUUCACAGAGAAUGAAGCUUUCCUCAUCAGACUUUUGCUCUCUGCUGUUUAGUCUCUCUCAGUCGGAUAAAGAGUUGCAGGACAUCAGCCACGUUGAUCGGCACUGCUCCUAAUACACUUAACCAUUCGUGGUCAGGUCAGUGGCAUUAACAUCAGGCAGUUGUUGUACGUCAAAGAAAACUGUGAAGAAGCUGCUUGAAAUACUCUGGUAUCACUUCUAACGACAAUAAUAAUAUUAAGGAGCACCCUUUUGAAUAUGCCAUCUGCCAAGCAUCGUGCUUUUGUUGUUUGCCUCUUACCUGGAGAACAGAGAAGCUCUGUAAUUCUUUAAAAUCUUUGUGUUCUGAACUAAAGGUUAAAUUGAAACGUCCUCGGGGUGGAUCGGUGACUUUUUCUUGAAAGUGCCAUCAUUGCGGACUGCAUGCUGCUUCCUUUGCUUGAGGAUUUCAAGAGUAUAGAAGAAGGAAUAAUCUCUGCUCAAUUCCUUCCCUGACAAUGAAGAUGCAGUAAGCAUGGAUUGUGUUUUCCACAUACUACUUCUUUCUCUGGUUACUCUAUUUUGUAUUUUUCAUAUAAAAAAACGCCAAAGACAAAAUUGUACCCACCUGGCACAUGUGUGCCACCUUGGCCUGCACAGAGCAGGCAUUCUGCAUCACCUGCUGAAGGGAAGGCAUUUAACACAAUCAUAAAAAAGGAGGCAAAGCAACAUAGCACCAAAAUUGACUUUUCACAUCAUCUCACCUUGGUGGCUUUGUGCUUUGCUCGGAUGACACCUGGAGCAUCAGCUUCCACGUGCAGACCGAGCCUGGCGCCUGGCACAGUGGAGAAGGCCUGAUUCUGUGGGUAACCCCGUGCAGCGUGGCCCUUGGCGCUGACAGGGUGCCAGCAUCUUCCGUCUCGAUGGCGGCUUGGUUUGGUACCAAGGAUCCAGCGCUGUCAGUUCCGGAGGGUUGUCAAAGAUAUUGUACCACAAAGUACUGGAAGUUCCUGUCAUGCUUGGGAUUUACAUGUGCAGACUUAAACUCUUGCGGUAGGAUAGGGGUCAACUUUUCAUGAGAUCCAGAAGAGCAAAAUCAAGUUAUUUGUGAAUGAACUUAGCUGAAUAUGGAUCCGGGUGGUGGAAGUCUUGGAUUGCAAACGCAAGAAUCCAAAAUGCCUCACACUAUGAUUAUGCAGGAUUUUGUGGCUGGAAUGGCUGGCACUGCUCAUAUCGAUGGAGACCAUAUUGUUGUAUCAGUCCCCGAAGCUGUCCUAGUUUCUGAUGUUGUUACCGAUGAUGGAAUAACUCUUGAUCAUGGCUUAGCAGCUGAAGUUGUCCAGGGACCUGACAUCAUCACUGAAACUGAUGUUGUAACAGAAGGUGUAAUUGUUCCCGAUUCUGUUUUGGAGGCUGAUGUUGCUAUUGAAGAAGCUUUAGAUACCAGUGAUCAUGUUUUGACUUCUGAUCUAAUAACGGAAACCGUUCGAGUUCCCGAUCAGGUUUUUGUGGCUGACCUUGUUACGGGUCCUGAUGGACAUUUGGAGCACGUGGUGCAAGACUCUGUCUCAGGAGCCAACUCGCCUACAAUGGUUUCAGAAGAAGUUCUUGUAACGAACUCAGAUUCUGAAGCAGUCAUUCAAGCAGCUGGUACUGUUCCCGGCUCCACAGUGACUAUAAAAACAGAAGAUGAUGAUGAUGGCAAGAGUACAUCUGAAGACUACUUAAUGAUAUCUUUGGAUGAUGUUGGAGAAAAACUGGACCAUAUAGGAAGCACUCCCUUGAAAAUCAGUACCGAGGUGACAAACGAUGAUGUUGCCAAAGAUGACGGUUUUGGUUCAGAAGUUAUCAAAGUGUACAUAUUUAAAGCUGAAGCUGAAGAUGAUGUCGAAAUAGGUGGGACAGAAAUUGUCACAGAGAGCGACUUUCACAAUGGACAUUCUGUAGCUGGAGUAAUCGAACAAGGAGGUGUUGGUAGAAUGCAGCGAGAAAAAAUGGUUUACAUGGCUGUUAAGGACUCUUCUCAGGAAGAUGAAGAUAUUAGCUGUGCUGAAAUAGCAGAUGAAGUUUACAUGGAAGUUAUUGUAGGUGAAGAAGAAGCUACAUCACUUCCAGACACGCAGCUUGAAGACUCUGGCGUGAAUAAAACUUUUGUCCCUGUUGCUUGGGCUGCUGCUUACGGAGAUGAAAGAAGGCUACCCAGAAGAUACGAAGAUGGUCAAGCGGCAGGAAAUAACUUGGAUACACGAUUAGAAAACAAAAACGGUAAUGCAACACAAUACCUGCAGAUUUGUGAUAGCAUUAGCACUAAUAGAGUGCUAAAACAAAAAACCAAGAAAAGGAGGAGAGGAGAGGCCAGGCAAUGGCAAACAGCUGUUAUAAUAGGUCCUGAUGGACAGCCCUUAACAGUUUACCCUUGUCAUAUUUGUGGGAAAAAAUUUAAAUCCAGAGGAUUCUUGAAAAGGCAUAUGAAGAAUCAUCCAGAUCAUAUGAUUAAGAAGAAAUACCAGUGUACAGACUGUGACUUUACAACAAACAAAAAAGUAAGUUUCCACAAUCAUCUGGAAAGCCAUAAACUUAUAAAUAAAGUUGAUAAAACGCAUGAGUUUACAGAAUAUACAAGAAGAUACAGAGAAGCAAGCCCGUUGAGUUCUAAUAAACUAAUACUGAGGGACAAGGAGCCUAAGCUACACAAGUGCAAAUAUUGUGACUAUGAAACUGCAGAGCAGGGACUACUCAAUAGACAUCUGCUUGCAGUCCACAGUAAGAACUUCCCUCAUGUGUGCGUGGAGUGUGGGAAGGGAUUCCGUCAUCCGUCAGAGCUGAAAAAGCAUAUGAGGACCCACACUGGGGAAAAGCCAUACCAGUGUCAGCACUGUGUCUUCAGGUGUGCUGAUCAGUCCAAUCUGAAAACCCACAUCAAAACCAAACAUGGGACCGAUCUGCCGUUUAAAUGCGAGCACUGUCCCCAGGCGUUUACAGAUGAAAAAGAACUGCAGCAGCACACAGAAUUAUUUCAAGGGCAUAAGACUCAUCAGUGUCCCCAUUGUGACCAUAAGAGCACCAAUUCCAGUGACCUGAAGCGACACAUAAUUUCAGUUCACACAAAGGAUUUUCCCCACAAAUGCGAGGUAUGUGAAAAAGGCUUCCAUCGUCCGUCUGAGCUCAAAAAGCAUAGCGAGACCCAUAAAGGUAAAAAGAUACAUCAGUGUAGACACUGUGACUUUAAAACAUCAGAUCCUUUUGUACUUAGCGGGCAUAUCCUCUCAGUUCACACCAAGGACCUGCCUUUUAAAUGCAAAAGAUGUAAAAGAGGAUUUAGGCAGCAAAAUGAACUUAAGAAGCACAUGAAGACCCACAGCGGAAGAAAAGUUUAUCAAUGCCAGUAUUGUGAAUAUAGCACUACGGAUGCGUCAGGCUUUAAGCGACACGUAAUAUCAAUACACACGAAAGACUAUCCCCAUAGGUGUGAGUAUUGCAAAAAGGGAUUCCGUAGACCCUCUGAAAAAAAUCAGCAUAUAAUGAGGCACCACAAAGAGGCCAUAAUGUAAUGUAUGACCUCGAGAAGGAAGCAAUUUAGAAACUGUGAUAUGCUAAUUGGGGAAAAAAAAAAAAAUCUCAUGAACUGUUUCUCCUGGUUUCAAAGCUUGAUAUUAAAUCAUAACUUUACAUUCUUUGUAUUAAAAGUCUUAAAAGUAUUAGGGUUGACAGGGGAUCUCAUAGCCCUAUGAUUGUUGCUUAUCAGAACCUAAAGAGCACUAUAGAAUGCAGAAGGAUGGAUGAAUGUCUGAAAUUUGCAGAAAGAUGGAUGAAUGUCUUCAAAUCAAUAGCAUUACGCAUUGUUAAGCUAUAGAAGACAAAACGAAGAUGAUUGUGUCAACCGUUUUGUCAGUAACAGCAUUUGUCUCCAAUAUGAAAACAGUUCAGAUACACGGUGGGGUUAUUUACAAAUUGUUUGCAAAGGCAACUGAGUCUAACUUCUUGUGCAGUUUGAAAGGAGAGUAUUAGUCAGUCGCUUGAGCAUAAUGUUCGUGCCUGGAAAUUAAAUUCCAGAACUGGUCAAAUUUGGGGGGUUGUCCUUUUUUUUGUCUUUUUGUUUGUUGUUUUUUAAAAACAUUUCAUUGGGAAACUUUUGUUUCCGUUGUUAGUUUAGGUCCAACAAGUAAUUUUUUAAUGGUUUUCAAAGCUGCUAACCUAUUUUAUUGCAGGAUACGAUGUUUAAAAUAUAGCAUUAUGUUAUGAUCUCAGAGGUGGUGUUCUGGUGCUAGGGUUAAAGAUGUGUAUGUAUAUAAUUUCCCUUUUUUAUCUGAAACUCCAGUUGAAUGUUGUUCAGUACGGCACAUAUAACAAAAUUAACGGUGAAUUUGACCUUUCUUUUUUUUAAGGAUAAAAUGGAUGCAGCUCAUAGUGUUGUGACUCAACACUGAUUUUUUUUCACGCUACUUUAAAAUCUUCUCUAAAAAGAAUAUUAAAAACAAAGUUGAAAAAGGUAGGGUGUUGUUUUUUUUUUUAUUAAAAUUCAGAGGACUUAGGAGUUCUUUAGGGCAGUGUUCUUAACAGGUAUGACUAUAAUUGUCCUACCUCCUCAUAGGAAAUUUUCAACAUAGACAUAAAAUUGCACCUUUUAAUCAAUUCUUAAAAAAAAACCUAUACCAUACUAUAAACAUGCAUUUUCAAUCUGUAAGAAAGUAUAUAUGCAGUAUUUAACCAGAAAAAUAUGCUGCCACUAGAGUUUGGAGGUGGAUCUUCAGUUUACAGUGUAUACAUUUAAAAUAUGCAUCCCUUUAAACAAUGCUUUGUGUUAGCAUGCUGCAGAUCAAAUGGCGCUUAAUAUAACGAGCUGGUCUAGGGCUAUUUAAUGAAAAACCUGUUCAUAAAUGUUAUGCAUAUAAUGUGUAUUUUUUACUUUUUUAGUUGCUUCAUGUUUGCACACAGCUGUUCACAUGAUGAAUUGUAACUUCAUGCUAUAUUGUGGCUUUGUGUUUCAGAUAAUGUUCAUAUUUUGUUUUUGCACCAGAUGAGAAUCAGUUCCUUGAGAAUAAAUUUUUUUUAUAUUUCUAAACUUCAGAAAGUUAAAUUUGGGAAAUCUCUUAGGAAAAAUACGUGUUUUAUGUGGCUGUAAAAAAAAUGAUGUACACGCUGUAAAAUAAGAUUGUCACUGUUAUGUGGGAUUAUUAUUUCUAAAUGUGUUACUCAUCGUAACGGGCAUACAAUAAAACGCAUCUCUUGCACUCCAAAUUUUUUGGAGUUUGCUUUUCAUUUAUGGUGUUUAGGAAAGUCUCAUUCUGUGUAAAUUUGCCGAAUAUUUUUAAUUACGUUAUUCACUAACUAACAAGUAGUGAAAUUUCAAGAAAACAGGUUACCUGAGGUAUACUUAUCAGACUGUCGAGGGGAGAGUACUGGGGCUUUACCUGACUAACCCUUUCAAGUUACAGGUGAUGUGUUUGUGCUUAUUUCUCAAAUAAUGAUAGAAUGUGAUACUGACGUUCCUUUGAAAUUUUUUCCUUUAAGUAAAGAGAACAUAAAACUUCUCACAUAUUUUGGGAAAAGCCAGCAGACUGAAGAUGAUCAUUCUGACUCUGUGACAGAGCACACGUCCGUGCUGGCUCAUUUUCCACCUCACAGAUGGGCGGAAUAAUCAGCGGAUGGACAGUGAAACCCAGCUGAGAAGAAAAGAAUGGAAACAAGGGCUGUCAAAGAGAGGAAGAGCCUUGAGAUUUAACCCGCACAGCGUUAAGAAGUGGCGUCUUUCUGUAUAGCUGUGGGUGUCGAAGCUUCUUCUGUCUGUUGAAGCCGGAUGGUGGAUAGGCAAGGAGUGGGAUGAAGGUGUCAGGAGGGCCCUGGUGGUUUCAAAAUCAAAAGGAAUAUUGUGAAGGAUGGAAGGAGGAAGGAAUCGCCAAGCGAAGGCCGUGCAGUGCGCGGCUGGUGUGACGCUGGGGCUGUGGAGGAAGGGGUGCAGGAGGUGGGAUUAGGGAAGGGAAAAUAAAGGAAUGUGCCUGCUAGACAAAGAGAAACCGCAGAGGAAGUGCUAUUGUAUGCAGUGCUCUUACUUUGUGCAGUUUGAGUAAUUUAAGAUCUUUUGAUACAUACCUUAUGUAUGUAUUCAUCCAACAGGAGAUAAGUCUCAGGUAGAACCUUUUUUUUUUUUUUUUCCCUCUUUUUCCUACAACCAUGUUUCCCCAGGAACUGAAGUUCGGUUUUAAAGCCAGCAGUUGGCUGGUAUUCUUGACAUAAGAUUUUAUUAGGAAGUGGCAUUUUAAGUCUUCUUCUCAAAUGCAAGAAUAGAAUUCCACCUGAAUCCUCUGCAGUUCGAGGCACAGUUCCUACAUUCUUUGCAGUGCACUUUCCCAGUAAAUAUUUAAGGGAAUUUAUGAUGGCUGUUGUGUUACCAUGGAGGGACCAUGGUUUUAGAAAUGCCUCAUGUUAAAUCAGUGUUAAAUUUGUAUCUCCGUGCUUCCACAGGUCCCUGCUCUGUGUAGCCCAUCCCUCUGCCCUGCCUGGCUCCCUCCCGAGCUGGCAGCAAACCGCCUUCUGUUACCAGACUGGUGAAGCCUUUAGGAUGGGAUCAGGUGCUCUGCAGGCAGGUCCUGCUUAUUCAUUUUCAAAGCAGAGGAGUUCCCAAGUGGUGGUAGGAAGCAAGUGAGAGACAGAUGCUACCACCUGUAAGCCUUGCAGGUGUCUUGACUUAAAUGUUGAAUGAUGACGGUUGGUGGAAUUGUAUUUUAUUACGCGUCCUGAAAACCCGAACAAUAGCUCCCAUUGCUGAGGUGAAGUUGCGUGUUCUCUGUUCUUCUGAAGGUACUGUUCCGUAGGCAUGAUCGUCUUUCACGCACACCUGCUGUCCUUAGUAAAGUUUUAUGUAUGCCUUGCCUUCUGCCACAUUUUCAGCAGGGAAUUUGAGCUGUUCUGCUGAAAACAGUCCUUGCUUCGGUCAAAUUAUUACAGGUCUCUCCCCGCCGCAGCGCUAAUAGGGCGCGUUACCGUUCCCGGCAUUUGUGAUGGGAUGGCGCUCCACCGUAGCAGGAGCAGGAGAGGCGGCGUGUGCUGCGAGGCUGCUCGGUCGCUGCCUGGGAGCGCGCCGCGGGGCGGCACGGCUCCUCCUGGCCGUGUCCGGCUUCCUCCUGCCCCUGCUCCUGUGGCGCUGCGCGCGACGUACAGGCACGGCACAGUGGCUCGAGCAAGCGGCGAGUUUCACGGUCACGUGGAAGGGUUGCUAUAAAAUGUCAGAUGUGUUUAUUUGAAUGACAGAACUCCUAAAAGCCAGGAGCGGUUACAAGCUAUUCACCCCUUGAUCAUCUGUAUUUUUCUUCCUUCAGGUUUCAAACACCUACAAUUAAAGCUAAUGAAAUUGAGAGAGAAACCAGGGAAGAACACCAGCAGAGUACUGCCAGGCUUCCUCCGAGCUGUUGGCGUGAUGCUUCCCACUAGUCAAGCCCAGCAGAGCUCACGUCAAAGACCACGGUGAGCCAGCACGUUCCUUUGUGGCUCCUUCAAUGGGGAUAAUGGCACAGGUUGCUUCAGGCCUGGCGGAAAACAGAAGCCCACGGAAGCAUGGCCUGCCGCUCUCCUCCGAGCGAGAAGCGAGCGCGUGAGCAGUACAAGUAACGUUUGUACGCAGAUGUUAGUGGCAGACCGUGGACACAGGCUGCCAUGGAACUGGAUGAGGCUGAGAUCAGUAAUGAACCGCUGCUGCUUGCCAGUGACCUCUACCUUCUGUUUUCUUAAUCCUACUCCAGGUAACGUAUCCUUUUAGAACAUGCCAUUGCUUUACCCUUUGUCUACCCAGGCUGCUCCUUUUCCUGGCACUGUCCCCCCCACAAAGCUACUCUGGUGACACUUGGGUUGCACGUGUGCGGCUCUGCCACCCUCUGCCUGCAGCCAGCGCCCUCAGACUCCGUUGCCCCGAACACGCGGCUGUGGACUGGCCACGCUGGUCUUUCUCACGCCUGUAGCUUGUGUUCAGACUUGGCAACGUUACCUUGUGCCCUGUAACAUAAAUAGCUUCUCCAGUCCUAUUUUCUAUUUUGACUUUGAAUCACACCUUGAAAAUCACCUCUCUUCUGCGUUUCUGGGGUUAGUCACUGCCCUGGCUCAAUGGAAGUUUCAGGGACGGGGUGCUCAGUAUGUUGUAGUACUAGUUUGGCAUUAAUAGUGGUGAUUCAGAGGAAUACUGCCCACCCAAAACGCUCCAUCUCCUGAGAGCACAGCACGGAAACCGUUCCUACCAACCUAACUCCCCUGUACAGCGAUGCCCGGAAGACUGCCGUGUGCGGGGUGGGGGCAGAGGCUGGCGUUCGAGCAACGCCUCUUCUUUUUUUCAAGGUACUUAUGUGUCAGAGGAUAAUGAAAGGCUGUUUUGUUUAUCCUCCACCCAACAAUUACUGCCUUCUCGCAACAGACAGUACAAUUCCUUGACUUUAAUCAGUCACUUUGCUUUUUGCAGCCAAGUUCAAUUAACACUCUGGCUUCCUCUCAGAUGUCAGUUUUGGCUAUUACUGCCUCUGAAGUUAAAUUGAACGCUUUUAGGAAUUUCAGAGCCUGUGUAGUUGAUCUCUAGGUGAACUUACGUGUUUCCAUAUCUCCCCGGUCCUCUCAAUCACAAUGGUUUGUGAUUUAUUGACAGGUGAUGUAGCCUUGUAGUCAUCGGACAGGAGACCCAGAAUAGGGUACUGAUUCCUGUACCUGUAUUAAAGAGAGGUGCGAACCUGUGAGCUGAACUCUGCGGACCCGUGUCCACAUCACUAACUGCUCUUGCCACACAGUCCUGCCAGUCAGUAAUCCCCAAACAGUUUCACUAGUAACUAAAAAGCUCAUACAGUCAUUUCAAUGUCACUUGCCCAUGCUGGCCACCCCUCCAUUGCUAUUACAGUGCUUAGUAGUCAGUCCUCCCCAGAUAGAAAAACCUCUCUCGACUUUCUCCCCUCGAAGUUGAGCAGGUAGUGUUUGUUAAGACAUUUCCAGAAGGCAAGAACUUGGUUAAUAGAGACUAUACAAGGGAAAAUCAAGAGGAUGUAUUUUUAAGAAAGGUGAAUAACUACGUUACUUCUUUGUGAUGAUAGCUGUUACACCAGGGGACUGGCUGCCUGAUAAUUUCUCAUGCUUCAAUCUGAAGAGGUCCUGAGAAAACCAAAAGUAAAAAUUCAAAUGAAAUAAUGUUUUCUGAAGUAGUAGUUCACUAAAGUAACAACAAAAUACUUCCAGAAAUUCCGCUCAAAGAGCAAAGUGUCCUUCCAGAGGCUGGCAGAGGAACAGCAUUCAGUUAAAAACCCUAACGCUGACUCCUGAACCAGGAGAGUACAAGUGACUUCCUGGGAAGUUUCCACCUACACAGUACGUAGAGGCUUAAACAUAAAAAUCCUUAGAAGAGCAAUAAAUUGUAUUAUUUUACCUCUUGCUGCUGUUUAAUAAGAGCAUCUUUCUCCUCCAGCAUCGACAUCAGUUCAUGUAACCUUAUUUGCAAGUCACUGUUACUUCCUUCUCUCUUCGAUAUAUCUUGCUGGAAUUGGCAUAACUGAGACUGUAAAACACAGGUUAAAGAAUAUUUAGCUCUUUGGGGCUCCGUGCAGGUGACCCCGCAGUACGUACCUGGGACUCCGGAUGUAUUUUUUUAAUUAAAUUACAAACAGUAAGAUUUUAAUUAGUGUAACGCAAAAACUGCUAUGGACGUAGAUGCAUACAUGGACAUGCACAAAACCCGACGCUUUUCAAGUAAGAAUGUCGAGCUGCACAGUAAAUUCAGAAAGUGCUAAUUGAUGCUGGUAGAAUUCAGUCCCAUUUAACAUGUUCAGAACUCGAUAAAGCUCAUACAACACUGAAGUUGAAUUCAUUUCCAGGGUGUAAAAUAUUACUACAGUGCUGUAAAUGAGAGGCACUUCCUGUUUGUAGUUUUGGCUGGGACUUUAUGUUGUGUUGGGUGGCUUUUGGCUAGUUUCUUACUUUAUCCGGACACACCAAAUAGCCCUUUAGGAAAGGCUGCUAAUCUGGGUAAUCCCUAAUUUCUAUUGUGGUUUUUUUAAAUCACAGUUUUAUGUUCUACCACGAGGGUUUCUGAGUCAGCAUUAGCAUCUAUGGAUACUGUAACCGUAGAACCAAAAUAUAUCUAAAAGGUACAUAUGGUAGAUCCUUCCUCUUCCUUAAUUACAAAAGCAGCUAUUUACCUGCCGUCGUACAAGGCGAGGAAUACACACGAGCAAAGUUCAUCAACUUACCCUAAGGCUGCGGAUCUCGCGAUCUUUAUCCUCUCUCAAGUUAUUGAUCAUCUCUACGUAACGGCUGGAGAGUUCAUCUGUGGUGGUCUGUAGUGUUGGAUUAGAGCAGGCCUACAGAAAAUUAAAUGGUUUUUUAUUUUAAAAGGGACUUUUCAUCAUUAAUUUUCAUGCGUUAAUGCAGCUGUAUCUGUGAGUAACAGCUGCUGAACACAGAAGAAGGGAGCCUGUUAACCUGCAGCCUGAGGCUCUGGAUCUCUUGCUCCAAGGUACGCUUGCAGUACUCCAGUUCCUUCAGCUGACAGUCCUUUUCUCCCUCGGUGAGCCGAAGGGAGAGGAGCUGUUCUUCCAGAGAGCGACAUUUUGCAGUGCUCUCUCUGAGUCCUUGCUGGAAAGCACAGAAGUGGAAUGAAUGCGUGGUGGUCCGUAAGGACAUGACAGGGUCACGCGCAUGCACAAACGUAUCCCAGGCGGCAGUUACUCAGAAUACUCAAAAGUCAGCAUACAGGCUAGUUUUUGGCUGACUGUAAUUACACUGAAAAUACAUUUUUAGAUUUACCUGCUGCUGACGAUUAUUCUCUCUCAGAGAAGUCAACAUAGUUUCAUAUUCUUUUACUUGAGAAGCUUUAAAAGCCAAAUCCUUCUUAAGUAAGACACAGUCAGUUUCUAACUUCUGUAAGACAAAAGUGUUUACAGUCAAUAGCUGCAAUUUUUCCCAUAUUCAAAGUGCAACAUACUGAGUAAUUGUGAUGUUUUAGAACUGAGAAAACACUCCAUUGUCCUGAAACUAUGUCUUUUUUAACUACAUAGCGCACAGGUGCCCAUUGCUGUAGAGCGUGUGGCUUUGUGUUGUGCGGUAUGCACUGGGAUCCUGGAUGCUGCUCUGUCAGUCUGUCCCAGAAAGAGUAAUUUGUAGCUAUUAAACAGAAGCCAACAAAAAACCAACAGAACAGAGGCCACUUCACCGCACAGACUCCUUGUUCUAGCAUAAAGAUGACAGUUAAAACGCCCUCUCCCCUCCCUAAACUUCGCGCUUUUCAAGAGAAUGCUGCGAUGUUUCCAGUGGCGCCGAGUACCGGGGCUGGUGCGGGGAAUGAUCCUGCUUUCCUGACAACAGUUACGGGCAGCAGCGGAGCCCCCGCGCCCAAGCGGGGCUGCCCUGCCCCGGAGCACUGCUGCCGUUGUUAAAGCACCAGUUGACAACGGCUUCCCCAGGAACGACAGCUUUGUCUGGGUGAAUGGACCCAAGGCCUCCCGAUUCCUGGAACAGCCCUACUAAGUAGGCGGCUGCGUGCACGUCUUGUCCCCGUUAAAAGUAAAACCACAGUUCCGUACAUUUACACCUAGCUAUAUGCCUUGUAUAAUGGAAUUUCACUCAGCAGGGUCUCUUCUGCCUUUGCAAGUGUUUGGGGUUAUUUUAGGCUUCAAUUGAACACUUGAAAACCACUGCUAGAAGGAAAUCUAACCUCAUCUACCGUGUGAGCCUCGCAAGUCCUUUAAUAAACCAGCCACUUCUAUCGCAGCACCUGGACUUCAUGAUUUAAAUUUCAUCAUAACAGACCCUGCUGACAGCUAGAAACAAGUGGAUGAGGUCAUGGGACGUGAACAAACCAUGGCUUACCCCCAAGUCAUCCUGCAGAUGGCAAAGUUCUUCACGUAAAUUUUUGAAAGUGGAAAGCACAAGUCUCAAAGAUUUAUCUGACGUCACUCUCAUCUAGGAAGGGAAAAAAGGAAAAUGGCUACUUCUGCUUAAUUAGUGCGCUUUGUUUACAGUGUGCUGGGCAAGGACCAGCGAGCUGCCACGCAGCGGAAAGUAACUUCUGUUAGAACUACCGCAUGGCGUUCUUUGCGGUGCCCACAGGUUCGACAAAGAUGCACGUUUUCAUGCAGUUGGUUCUGCCCAUCGCACAGCUUUUUAAUGGCUGCCUGGUAACCUAGGAUAACAUUUUUAAAAUGGAAGGAACAGGAGAGUAAAGAACUGCCUCUGUACACCAAUAAAAGGAAAAAUGUGUUAAUACUGCAUGAUCAUUUUUUGAGUAUCCAGAGCUUUGUGACUUACGCCGAUUUAAAGAAACAAGUACCCUACCUGAGAAGCCACAGAGGAAUGAGUCAUCAUCUUUGAGAUCUGGCAAAGCCCGCUUUCAGCCCAAGGGCAAGAGAAUUUAAUUAAAUUUUUUAAAUUUUACAUUAAAAAAAAAGCCAUACAACCAACUCUGGCCUUUAAAAGGAAAGAUCCAAAGAUUAACAGCAUCUACUGGAUGAAAAAGUCAGUAGUUCACAAUAGCCUAACACCGUUCUCUUUUUUCUUUUAGUGCACGUUAACAGCUGUGUAUUGCUUCAUGUUAAAGCACAGAUUAUUGCAUUUCAUGACACAUUUCUAAUAUAUGAAAGAAGAAACACUGAUUUUGAAAGAACACAACUCACAAAAUAAUUCCUCGACUCUUUGACUCAUCCAGAAGGGCUGAAUAUUCUAUGCAAAAGACGAUGUAUUUUUACUAUCUGGACAAAAAUUAAAUCUUCCCGUCUCUCUUCCUCUGAUACUUUCUCUUAAUUUUGUUGACCAUUCAAACUGAAGAGAGCCAUCGCGAUCUCUGUCAAUAUGAUGAAUAGCCCUUAUAUUUUUUAUCCCCACUGGUGCUGUUACCUGACUGAGGCUUCAAAAAUAACAUUUCUAGUGUAUCAUCUCACCUGUUUGUUUGGGGUUUUUUUAAAUUAAAGUGGAAUUCAAGUUUUGACUUACA